Molecule: messenger RNA, 833 nt
Organism: Colletotrichum godetiae
Lineage: Eukaryota; Fungi; Ascomycota; Sordariomycetes; Glomerellales; Glomerellaceae
Exons: 1
Coding region: 300-569 (89 amino acids)
Source: RefSeq, a predicted model, not a curated record
UGCUGUUGAUGUUGUUGCUGUUGAUGUUGUUGCUGUUGAUGUUGUUGCUGUUGAUGUUGUUGCUGUUGAUGUUGUUGCUGUUGUUGUGGCGGGCUUUGCUGGUGCCGUUGCUCGUUCUGUUGCCGGGGUUGCUGUGGUUGUGAAUGAUGCACGCCUUGGUACCAUCUCCUGCCACUAGACGUCCGACUUGCCAUAGUCACUCGUAAUUUGGUGUUGGUGACUGAAUAAUCUGUUUCUAAGUUUCCUUAAAGCGAUGAACGAGAUGCUGUUGACUAGCUUUAUAUGUAGCUCCAUUCCUCAUGGUUGGGCCGUCGUUCUCUGUGAUCAUCCUCACUGUUAUUGUUGUAUUGUAUCAUGUUAUGUUGUAUCAUGUUAGAUUAUGUUGUCUUAUGUUAUGUUCUGUUAUCCUCGGACCCAACGCCAGCCAUUCAUGGUUCAUCAGGGGGUUGCAAAGGCGCCGCCGCUAUGCUUGUCUGCUUGGAGCUCAAAGCAGCAAUGCGUGUGUCCUGUAUCUAGACUUCCUUCGCAACCAAAGCUUGGAUAUAUGGUGUGAGGAAGAAAUAUUCUGAGCAACGGACGCAACGCGGCGAAUUGUUGUUCAUCCUUGCCAUGACGCUGAAUGCACGAAGCUUUGGAGUGGGACCGUAAGGACGCAGGCCGUUGGCGGCAUCUUAGACUAUUGCAGUGUGGGACAAGUUGUCAUGUGGUCGGGGGUGCUGAGCAGUUUGGUUAAUAACGAGAAACACAACACUGACGGCAAAAGUAACCGUGAGUAUGACUGGCCGUUCAAGUGUGAUAGAUCGCUCCUCACCAAAUCACUAACGACACCCACA